AUGGGUUCUGAUAGGGCAGCUGCACAUAUAGCUGUUCGAUCUGAAGGAAUGUUUCUUCCUGCCCUAUUUUCUGAGUGUUUUCAUCAUGAAUGGAUGUGGGAUUUUGACAAAUGCAUUCUCUGCAUCGAUGGAUACGAUCCUGAGGUGUCAACAGUGGUUGGAUACAGCACCACUGGCAGCAGCAGCAUCAGCGGUGACAUCUUCAAGGAGGAGUCAACGGCAGUUGGAUACAGCACUACUGGCAGCAGCAGCAGCAGCAUUGGUGGUGACAUCGGAGGUGGCAACUUCAAGGAGGUGUCAACAGCGGUGGGAUACAGCACCACUGGCAGCCGUGGCAGCAGCAUUGGCGGUGGCAUUGGCGGUGGCAUCUUCAAGGAGGUGUCAACAGAGGUUGAAUACAGCACCACUGGCGGCAGCAGCAGCGGCAGUGACAUUGGCGGUGACAUCUUCCACGAGGUGUCAACGCCGGUUGGAUCCAGCACCACUAGCAGCAGCAGCAGCAUUGGCGGUGACAUCGGUGGUGGCAUCUUCAAGGAGGUGUUAACGGAGGUUAAAUACAGCACCACAGGCAGCAGCAGCAGCAGCGGCAGUGACAUCGGCGGUGACAUCUUCAAGGAUGUGUCAACAGUGGUUGGAUACAGCACCACUAGCAGCAGCAGUAGCAGCAUUGGCGGUGGCAUCGGCGGUGGCAUCUUCAAGGAGGUGUCAACAGAGGUUGAAUACAGCACCACUGGCAGCAGCAGCAGCAGCAGCAGCGGCAGUGACAUCGGCGGUGACAUCUUCAAGGAGGUGUCCACGGAGGUUGAAUACAGCACCACUGGCGGCAGCCGCAGCAGCAGCAGCGGCAGUGACAUCGGCGGUGACAUCUUCAAGGAGGUGUCAACAGCAAUUGGAUACAGCACCACUAGCAGCAGCAGCAGUAGCAGCAUUGGCAGUGGCAUCGGUGGAGGCAUCUUCAAGGAAGUGUCAACAGAGGUUGAAUACAGCACCACUGGCGGCAGCAGCAGCAGCAGCAGCAGCAGUGACAUCGGCCGUGACAUCUUCAAGGAUGUGUCAACAGUGGUUGGAUACAGCACCACUAGCAGCAGCAGCAGCAGCAUUGGCGGUGGCAUCGGCGGUAGCAUCUUCAAGGAGGUGUCAACGACGGAUGGAUACAGCACUGCCUCGAUGGCAAAGGAAGUGGCCCUGUCCAAAAUGAUGGACGCUUUAUAG
Molecule: messenger RNA, 1212 nt
Organism: Suncus etruscus (white-toothed pygmy shrew)
Lineage: Eukaryota; Metazoa; Chordata; Mammalia; Eulipotyphla; Soricidae
Exons: 3
Coding region: 1-1212 (403 amino acids)
Source: RefSeq, a predicted model, not a curated record